This is a messenger RNA of Cavenderia fasciculata, 1176 nucleotides long. RefSeq lists its product as uncharacterized. NCBI's taxonomy places the organism in Eukaryota, Evosea, Eumycetozoa, Acytosteliales, Cavenderiaceae. The transcript is spliced from 4 exons. Gene Ontology annotation, molecular function: ATP binding; protein serine/threonine kinase activity. The coding region runs from base 1 to 1176 and encodes 391 amino acids. The record is from RefSeq and is a predicted model, not a curated record. Gene Ontology annotation, biological process: peptidyl-serine phosphorylation; autophagy; protein autophosphorylation. Gene Ontology annotation, cellular component: autophagosome; cytoplasm.
AUGUUGGAAAUAACAUCACCUAGAAAUUUAGGUUUGUCCGACAAAAGAGUAUAUGUGGGUGAACAGCCAAUUGGAAGUGGAGGACAAGGAUUAGUUUAUAGAGGUGUUGGUUUUGAACAUGGUAAACCAUUGAUGGAGGUGGCAGUUAAACAUUGUGAUCGUGUCACUACUAUCAUGAAUGAAUUCAAGUUGAUGAAGGAUAUAGAUCAUCCGAAUAUCAUAAAGUACUAUGAUUGGGAUUUACACAAAGAUGGUAGAUCAUUCUUGGUUAUGGAAAGAUUAGACAUGUCUCUUGAUAAAUUGUUUAUAACUCAAGAUGAACAACAAUUGUCAAAUGUCUCUUCUUUAUCUUUAUUAUCAUCAUCAUCAUCUACUUCCUCCUCGUCAUCGGCAGAUUCAACCUCUACCAUUCCAUUUGCCAUAAAGUUGACAGAUACAGUUGUCAAGAAAAUAACCUAUGCAUUGUUGAGUGGAGUUGCACAUUUACAUCGUAAUGGAAUUCUUCAUCGUGAUAUCAAACCAUCAAAUAUAUUAAUCAGUAAACAAGGUAUAAAGAUUUCUGAUUUUGGAUUCUCAAGACAUACUUCUCAUUCUUCUUCUGCCAAUGCAGCCGGACAUGUAUUUCACACAUCACCAGCACGAUUGAGAACACGAAUUCGUCCAACCUAUGUUCAGAGUGAUGAUAUGUGGAGUGUCGGUGUCACAUUGAUGGAGUUGGGUCAACUUGAUAUCAUAACAAUGCAACAAUUCACUCAUAUUCAAGAUAAAAAGAAUUUAAAUAAUCCUCGUGUAUUCCCAGAGUUUGAAAAGGAAAAGUUAUCAGUAUUAAAAGAAAUUAUUGAAAAAUGUUUUGGUGGAGUUCAUUCGGCAGCAGAGUUACUUGUUCAAUAUCAAGAUUAUUUUGGAUCAAUUCCAAAUCAAUCAUCUGAUAACUUUUGGGAGAAUUUUAAUGAGCGAGAGGGAGAUUAUGAUAGAGCAGAGACACCACAGUUUACUGGAUCUACAAAGAUUUCUUUGACAACUUUUCAAUUGGCAACUUCAUUUGAUGAUAUAUCUACUUCAUCCACUUAUCUUUUACUCCAACACAAGGCAUUCAAAGACAAACCAGAACCUGGCACCUUCAUCCAACCAAAACAAAAUUCUGUUACAAAAGUUGUAAAUUCACUUCCAUUCUAA